Molecule: messenger RNA, 5107 nt
Organism: Strigops habroptila (Kakapo)
Lineage: Eukaryota; Metazoa; Chordata; Aves; Psittaciformes; Psittacidae
Product: nuclear receptor ROR-beta-like
Exons: 10
Coding region: 172-1569 (465 amino acids)
Biological process (GO): regulation of transcription by RNA polymerase II
Cellular component (GO): nucleus
Molecular function (GO): zinc ion binding; RNA polymerase II cis-regulatory region sequence-specific DNA binding; nuclear receptor activity
Source: RefSeq, a predicted model, not a curated record
GGGUCAGCGGCGCGGCGGAGGGGCAGGUGCCAGAGCCGCCCGGUGCCUCCCGGUGCUGCCCGGUGCCUCCCGGUGCCCCCCCCCCGGUGCCACCGCCCCCCGCCCCGCCGCAGGGACCCCCGGUGCCGCCCCAUGCGCCCCCCGGCGCGGUCCUGACUGCCGCUGGCCACGAUGCGAGCCCAAAUUGAAGUGAUCCCAUGCAAGAUCUGCGGGGACAAGUCCUCAGGGAUCCACUAUGGCGUUAUCACCUGCGAAGGCUGCAAGGGAUUUUUCCGGAGGAGCCAGCAGAACAAUGCCAGCUACUCCUGCUCCCGGCAGAGGAACUGCCUGAUCGACCGCACCAACCGCAACCGCUGCCAGCACUGCCGCCUGCAGAAAUGCCUGGCGCUCGGCAUGUCCCGCGACGCGGUGAAGUUCGGCCGCAUGUCAAAGAAGCAGCGGGACAGCCUCUAUGCUGAGGUGCAGAAGCACCAGCAGAGCCAGGAGCAGAGCGGUGGCACCAAGGAUGAGCCUGAGCCUCUGAGCCGCGUCUACACCACCAGUGUCAGCAGUGGGCUCUCGGACCUAGACGACAUCUCCACGCUGUCGGACGGGCUCCUCUUCGACUUUCCCCUCACCCCUGAUGGCAGCAGCACCUACUACAACCUCGACCUGCUCGCCUCAGCGCAGCCCUCACCCGACCAGUCCAGCCUGGAUGUGGCCGAUGCCACACUCAUCAAGCAGGAGUCCAUCUACGAGCUGAUGCUGGAGCCAGCCCUGUUCGCGCACGGCGCGCUGGAGGGCGCUCAGCUGGCUGCUGAUAUCUCCGUCCUCGAGAUCGACCGGGUGGCUCAGAACGUGGUGAAGUCCCACCUGGAGACGUGCCAGUACACAACAGAGGAGCUCAAGCGCCUGGCAUGGAGCCUCUAUUCCCCCGAGGAGGUCCGUGCUCUGCAGAGCAAGAGCUGCGAGGCCAUGUGGCAGCAGUGCUCGCUGCAGAUCUCCAACGCCAUCCAGUACGUGGUGGAGUUCGCCAAGCGCAUCGAUGGCUUCAUGGAGCUCUGCCAGAAUGACCAAAUCAUCCUCCUGAAAGCCGGUUGCCUCGAGGUGCUCCUGAUCCGCAUGAUCCGUGCGUUCAACCCCUUGAACAACACCGUGCUCUUCGAGGGGAAGUUUGGCGGCAUGCAGAUGUUCAAGUCACUCGGCUGUGACGACCUCAUCGGUGCCAUCUUUGAGCUGGGGAGGACCCUGUGCCGCCUGCAGCUAUCAGAUGAGGAGCUCGCCCUCUUCACCGCCGCUGUCCUGCUCUCCCCAGAUCGCCCCUGGCUGACCGAGUCCAAGAAGGUGCAGAAGCUCCAGGACAAGAUCUACGUGGCCCUCCAGCACGAGAUCCAGAAGAAACACUCCGCAGAGGACAAGCUCUCAAAGAUGGUUUCCAAGCUGCCCUUGAUGAAGACCAUUUGCAACCUGCACUUGGACAAGCUGGAGUUUUUCCGUCUCCUGCACCCGGAGACUGCCAUGAACUUCCCACCCCUCUAUAAGGAGGUCUUCAACUCGGAGCUUCAGUACAGUGACCCACGGGAGAGCUAAAGCUGGGAGCCACCAGCCCUCUUCAAGUUCCCCAAAAUUUGGAAACAAACUAAACUCCAGAGGUUUGGGGAAGUUUAUUUAAAUCAAAUAAUCAAACUCAAGAGAACCCGGGGGGCUGGGGUAUAUCCCAGCCCCGUUUCCUCGCUGUGGAUUGCAAUAGCUCUUGAAUGUAAAGCACCUUGAAGGAAUAAGCAAACGGACUUUGCCAUACCAGUGAAAUGAAUGUGAAAUCCCUGCUCGGGAGAGGAGAUGCUCCUGGCAGUGGUAGGGGACCGACUCUUCCAGGCAGCACAGGAGGAGGGAGCACACGUUGCUGUGCUCAUGGCACGGCCCUUCCUGCUGUCCUGGCUGCUCUCUCCAUCUCUGGUUUUUAUUUUUUAUUUUUAAUUAUUGUUUUUAUUUUAUUUUUUUAUUACCCAAAUACAAGGCGUGGGAUAAAGAAGGGGCAACGCAGACUCGGCUGGCCAGGAGUGGGCCAGGUCGGUGGCGGCAGCUUUGGGCUCCCAGCUGAAGCCGAGGAGAGGGUGAAGGCAGAGCCUUUGCUUUAUUCCUUCUCCCACGGGUGCAGCGAGCCCAUAGGACAUGGGGUGACCUCAGGAGCUUGGCUGAGAAAGAUCCGGCUGUGGCCAGGGGUGGGAUUUAGCACAGGAUUUUCCCAUGGAGGAGGCUGUUUCAAGGGAAAAGAGCUCUGCAGGUCUCCAUGCCCUCUGUCACAGCAUUCUCCCAAAUGCCGGUCCAGCUGGUGUUUGGAGCCAAUCCGGCACAUCCACCCACCUCCUACCACCUUUCCACAUCCCAAGUGCUUUCCGAGGAGGGGCUUUGUCCUUGGGACUGUGGCCAAACCCCAGCUCCUGGCUGCUGUACUCAGGAGGCAGCCGCAGGCAGCAGUGCAGGCACCAGGGCUCAGUGCCUGACUGCGCGUCGUCGCAGGCAGGGGCUCUCUUGGUGCUGGCUGUUGUGUGUAGUUCUCUUAUCGAGACCCACAGCUCAGCACCCAGAGGAGGUUUUGUGGCCUUUCCUCUGCCCAGUCCACAGCCAGGUCCCCAAUUCCCACGCUGGGACCAUUGGAAGCAUGGUCGUGGCUGCUAUUGCAGGUUGAAUUAGACCCAGGCUUUCGCUCCAAGGAGCUCUGUUAUGUUGGGGUUUGUUCUCUAUUUAGCAGGACCUGGGAGCUUUUUAGUGGGAGAAACUGCCCAUUGGGGUCAAGGGGAAGUGAAAGGUCCUUAUUCCUUCCCUGGUGUGGUCAGGACCUGCUGCUCUGAGCUUGGGAGGCUCAAGAGGUGAAGAAGGGAUGGAUUCGUGAGGUGAUGCUGCGAUAGCCCACAGCUGGCAGGGGCACUUGAUGGACUCCAUGGCCAGGCUCUGCAGAUGGUUUUUCUGUCCCUGUUCCUGCUCCUCCUGCAGCAAAUGCCAAAAGCUACAGGGAAAAAGCCUGCUCUGAUGCAGCCCCAGUUUCUGCUGACAAAGGGCUAAAAUCCCAAGCCCUGUCUCCCUGCUUCAUGUUGAUUUCUCAUGCGUCCAGCCCUGUUCUCUGGCAGCUCAGAUCAUCUCCAAGUGUGAGCUGAAGACCUUCAAUUCCAUAAUUGCAUCCCUUAACCUAAACGAGCAGCUUUCUUAGCAAUGUAGGGGAUAUUCAUGUUUUCAGCUUAAAGACCUAUGGAAAACCAUGGACGAAGCUUAACCAGGAAAGACUCACCAGGAAACCGAUGGGAUUUUUGCUUUCGUAUAAGGCAGAGAGAAUUUAGGGACCAUGCUAUUCCCCUGGCAGCUGCCACCUGCCACAUACAGCCCUGUGCUUUCUGGUUUUGCUAACCACCAUCUGAACUCCUUCUUGGAGCAUAUUUGAGUUGGUCAGCCUUGUUUCUCCUCCCAAAGGCAUUGGAGCCCAGGUCUCUGGUGAAGGCUGCUGAUGCUGAGUGCCAAUGCGUUGUUCUCCAGUGCAGCGUUCGCCGGGGUGGGGAUGCACCGGCUUGUUUCCUGCCCUCUUGGAUCCUAGAAGCAUGGACAGAAGUGAGAAGUCAGCACUGCCUUGUUCAUCUAGAGGGUUGUGCCUUUUUUUUGGAGCAUCAUUUCUGACAGCACCGUUCAGUUCCCGGCCCCUCUCUGCAGGGAAAAGCACUCAAGAAAACAAAUGUGCUUUGAGAAGGGGGCUCUCGCCCCCCGCUUCUGCAGGACUCCCUUGGAGGAAACAGCCUCAGGUGGUUUGAAAUGCUUGGGGGGAAAAAAAAGCACACACCUUUAUUUAUGUCCUCAGCAUUCGUCAGCCAACAUGCACCAAUGGUCAAUGCCACCGUUUUCAUUUCAUUUGGCAAAGAAAUCAAGAAAGCACCUUAAAUAGGGAAAAGAUGGAGCCCUUGCCACUGGUUCUUCUGGCUUGUGACACAGCAUCCAUCUCAAGGGAGAGAUUUUGGAUUCUGAGCAAUAAGAGAUUCCCGUGGGGAAUCUCGGGAAGACUCGAAGCAUUAAACGUGUAACUCAACCUGCCAAACUGUGGGAACCUGCACUUUGAAGUUCUUUUUAAAGGAACCGACUUGUCUGUUGCCUGGGACGGGUGGCACAGGUUGGAAGGGAUGACAGGGACAUGCCGACCCCCCCUAGCACCUCUGGGGCUGCAGCCCCUGCUUUUAGCCACGGUGGCUGUGCCAAGGUCCCUCACGCUCCUCCUGUGCCACCGAGAGCAGUGGCUCAGCAGAGGCAGGCAUUGAGCUUGGAGGGAAAGAGCAAAUGAAAAACCCUGGGUAGAAAUGCCUGGAAAAGGGAGAUUUCCGCUCUCCCUGCACCGGAGCUGCAUGGGGCUGGAUGGGAGCCCCCAGACCCCCAGCUCACUUCAGUGCUUGGUCCUUGGUGUCUUGGGGUUGUUGCCAUCCCACUGGCCAUGAGACCUUUUGUGUCCAGUGGCCCUGGGCAGUGGUUCCUGUGAGCUGGGCAGCCUCAGCACAAGGGAUUGCUCUUUUCCAGACGAAGAUUCAUUUUGUGUUUGUUUGUUUGCUCUGGCAGUUUAGCUGAGUGUGCAUUUCCACCUCCAGAACCCUCACACUGUGUAUAAAAGUGGAUAAAAUAUAUAUAUAUAAUAUAUUCUUGUGAAUGUUGGUGCAAAAGAGAAAACUAUAUAAAGUUUCAGUUGGUUUUAUGUUAUUUUUUAUCUAUACGAAUGAAAGGAAGGAAUGGAAAACACUUUUUUUUCCAUUCACCACUCUCUACACACACCUACCUGUAGAUACCAACAGGUUUUAUGGAAAUGUUUUACUUUUUAGAUUUAGGAAGAUGCUUCUGUUCUCAUUGAAUGUUCUGUCGUGUAAGAUUGUAAUUUCUAUUUUUUUAAAGAAAAGAAAAGAACUAAAUAAAAUUUCCUCUUUCGGACCAGUCAGCUUGGAAGGGAGGGCAGGGGAGGGAGAAAUGUUUAUUUAAGGACAAAGGUGUUGUCUGAAUUUUUGAUGACAUUAAAUAAAAAGUAAUAUAAUGUAUGGACAAAAAAAAACCCCCAAACCCUUUUGUUUUGAGGUGUAUUCUAUAGGUAUAUAGAUGUGUACUGCACAGA